AUGCGUGUAAAUACACCAUCUCUAUUGAUAUGCGGCCCGAUGAUAUCGCAAGCUGAUGCUGCGUAUCUGCCACAAGUUCGGUCCAGCCUUGUACACAACAAAGACCUUUCAUACUUGCGUGAAGCCGUCUCAGAGUUGCCCAAUCUCUGGCUACGCCUUGUUAGGGAAGAACCGUCUCUCGGGGAGAUUGAUGUGGCGUUAUUUCUUGACAACUUGUCGCAGUGGGUGAAGGGGAACAGCACUCAGCCCACAGCAAGCCGUGACUCGAGAAAUACACAAUGGGCGGUACUUACUGUACUAGUUCAUAUUGUGGAAUAUAUGGAGUAUUUGGAUAAUUUUUCCUCGCGGGACGAGGACGGGUGUGGACACCUGGAUGCCCACGCUGCGCUUCUAGAUCAUCUCCACGAUGGAGGCAUCCAGGGAUUAUGCAUCGGUCUCCUCACAGCAUUAGCACUCGCCUGCGCUCCAAGCCAUGCAGAAAUAGCAAAGUAUGGCGCCGUUGCUGUCAGGUUAGCCUUGUGUUGCGGGGCGUACAUUGAUCUCAACGAAGCAAAGUCACCGGCGAAGACAAUAUGUGUCACCACCCGGUGGCCGGGCGAUGAUGGCGACGACAAGGGAGAUAUCGAUCGAAAAUGUGAUGAACAGCUUCAAGCUAUCUUGGACACAUAUCCAGAUGCCUACAAGAGUGUUCAAACUGACGUUUCCACCGUGACUAUUACGACAAAUGAGGGCGAUGUAUUGGCACUGCUGGGUGAAUUAGAGAAGGGUGGUGCAACAUCAAAAAGAAUUGACCUUCAUGGACGUUAUCACUACGGGGGGAACCAAGCUGCGCUACUCAAGUUGUUGCAGCUCAGCAAGGCCCUGCCCAUGCUUCAGUUUCCCCGAGGUUCGCGCCUUGUCGUGCCGGUCAGGAACAACUGCAGUGGAAGUAUAGUGGAGGAUAACACAGCACUGCACGAGAUGGCUUUGCGAUGCAUCCUCGUCGAAAACGCCGAAUGGCUUAAAACAAUAUCGAGCUCCAUUAGCGCAAAUACCCGUCAGGCACAACUACUGGUUCUUGGUCCAGUUAAUUGUGUACCUCGAUCACUCCUACUCCGCUCACCUCAGCCGAUAUCUCUGAGUGUAAGUGGAAAAGCCGACAACAUCUACCCUGACCAGUCCAUCGCUAUUAUAGGGUCGUCAUGUUGUUUUCCAGGCGCUGAGAAUCCAAGGCAAUUGUGGGAAUUCAUUCGAACAAAACAAACUCAUGGCGUUGUCGAUGCUGCCGGCUCUUUUGAUUGCUCUUUCUUCCGGAAGUCUCCCCGGGAAGCCGAAUACAUGGAUCCUCAACAGCGACUUGGCCUUCAUCUUGCGCAGGAAGCUUUGGAAUCAGGAGGCUACUUCAGCCCGUCUUCCUCUGCCACCAAAAAUGUAGGCUGCUACCUUGGUAUCUCUUCCUGCGACUAUGAGGACAACGUGAAUUCUCACCCACCAACUGCAUACUCAUUCACGGGUACUGCGCGUGCCUUCGCCAGCGGCCGAAUAAGCCACUUCUUUGGUCUCACCGGGCCAUCUAUGGUGAUUGACACUGCGUGUUCAUCCUCAGGGGUUGCUAUCAACACGGCAUGCCGCGCUAUUCAGUCAGGGGAGUGCACCAUGGCCCUAGCAGGAGGCAUUAAUCUGAUAUCAAGGGAGGCCAGAACGCAGGAAAACCUAGCGGCAGCUUCAUUCCUCAGCCCGACGGGAGAAUGCCGGCCCUUUGAUUCGAAAGCGAAUGGUUAUCGCCGUGGUGAAGGCGGCGGUCUUGUCCUUUUGAAGAAGCUGUCGUCUGCGGUUGCGGAUGGAGACGUUGUUCUAGGCGUGAUAGCGGCCACUGCUGUUAAUCAAAGUGAAGGAAACAAGUCCAUCACCCUGCCCUCAUCGGAAUCACAGACCAGUCUAUACCAAAGAGUUCUAGAGUCGGCAAAUCUGAAACCCCGGCACAUUUCAUAUGUAGAAGCUCACGGUACAGGUACGCAAAAGGGUGAUCCAAUCGAGUGUCAAAGCAUCCGCACCGUCUUUGGAGGAACUGUUCGCCCGGCUUGCAGGCAGCUACACGUCGGUUCGAUCAAGAGUAAUAUUGGCCAUAGUGAAGCGGCGUCUGGCAUAGCUGCUCUCCUCAAGGUGUUGCAGAUGUUGCAUCAUCGGGUCAUUCCCCCACAGGCUAAUUUUGAGGAGCUCAACCCAGCAAUAUCUCCUCUGCACGAUGAUAACAUUGAGAUUUCUCGACACACAAAGCCAUGGGAGGAGCGAUUCAGAGCUGCGUUAGUUAAUAACUACGGUGCAUCUGGCACGAAUGCUGCUAUGCUUGUAUGCCAGCCUCCGUCAAUCCAGCAUAGAUUGCCAUUGUUUCCCAAUCGGCCUUGCCAUUAUCCUAUUCUUCUUACGUCUCACUCAAAUGAGAGCCUACAGUUGUAUUGUCGGAAUAUCCUCAGGUUUAUUGAGAACCAGAAUAAUGUUGUCAGCGACGAAGAGGUACUAGCCAACACAGCAUUUCAUCUUGCUCAACGCCAGGACCAUAGUUUGAGUUUCCGCUUGACAUUUUCGGUCAGCUCGAUUGAAGAAUUAAAGCUGAAGUUGCAGCAGCAAUCAACCAGCCAGUCUUACAAAGAUGGGCCAAUUCAGAAGCAUAGUGCACAACCGGUGGUGGUCGUUCUGGCUGGCCAGACCGGCCGUCGAGUUCGCCUUAGCCACGAGAUUUACGCCAGCUCAGAACUGUUACAGCGUCAUUUGGGGAGGUGUGACCGCGCACUGCAGACCAUGGGCUUUGCCAGCUUGUUUCCUGGCAUUUUUGACACAGAGCCUCUCGAGGACUUGGUUCAAGCCCACUGUAUGCUGUUCUCACUGCAAUACUCGGUAGCCAUGUCAUGGAUCGACUCUGGUUUAAAGAUUGAUGCUUUGGUUGGUCACAGUCUCGGCCAACUGACUGCUCUUUGCAUCAGCGGCAUGCUCAGCUUGCAAGAUGGACUGAAGCUGAUCUCGGGCCGGGCAUCGCUUAUCCAGAGUAAAUGGGGGGCGGAAUGUGGCGCUAUGCUCAGCGUUGAUGCAGAUGCAGAAACUGUCCAAAACCUAGCAGACUCAUUGCCAGCAGGAUACAAGGUCGAAAUUGCGUGCUAUAACUCUUCUCAAAGUCACGUUGUCGUGGGGACAAAGGCAGCCAUCACGGCUUUUGAAAAGGCCGCUGACUUACGAGGCGUGUCGCUGCGGCGUUUGGCAAUAUCGCAUGGUUUCCAUUCUGAGAUGAUAGACUGCAUCCUCCCUGACUACAAUAAGCUGGUCCAAGGACUAGUGUUGCACCCUCCAGCCAUUGCUAUCGAGCCCUGCUCACAAUCUGGUCACAGCUGGGCAAACGCGACACCAGAGAUCAUAGCUCGGCAAUCCCGCGAGCCAGUUUACUUUGCCAACGCUAUUUCCAGGCUUGAGAAGCGCUUCGGGUCUUGCAUUUGGCUUGAGGCAGGAUGGGGAUCUGCCGGAGUCAACAUGGCGCGACGUGCCCUCACGCAUGGCCCAACUCGCAGUCUAUCAACCCAUUCGUUUUAUCCCGCAGCACUAGGCGAACCAGACUCGGUGAAGGCUCUGGCAGACACGACUAUUAAUCUCUGGAAUGCAGGCAUACGAGUUCAGUUUUGGCUAUAUCACCGGUCUCAGACAGGUUCUCCAGCCCCGUUGGAACUACCUCUUCAUCCUUUUAUGAAGUCAGAAUACUUAUUACCUGUGGUGAAGCAUUCUAAGAAAGCGCAGAGCGAGAAGGAUGGUCAGCCAAUUAUUCAAGAAAAAGCGACAUUAGUCUCCCUAAUCGGGAAAACACAAAAUGCGGGUGUACAAACAGUCGAGUACUCCAUCAACCAGAAUAGCGAGGAGUAUUCUGUGUAUGUCCGAGGGAGGACAGUCUUUGAGCACCUUCUAGCACCGGUAUCUAUGUACAUAGAAUCCGCCACCCGCGCGUUUCGCUUGCUCUCGACUCAUAAGUUGGUCUCCUUCUCAACUUCGGCCUCGAUGGAGUUGAAGAACCUCAAGCUACAUGCGCCAUUCGGCUUCGACCUGCAAAAGUCCUUGCGUAUGAUACUACGAAAGCUGGGAGAAGAUGCAUGGGAGUUCCGAGUCGAGAGCCACCCCAUCCACGAAAAAGAACGAGGCUCGGUACUCCAGGCUACGGGUGUUAUUACCCUGCAGGAAGUGUAUUCCCACCUCGCUCCACAUCGACCACUUCUUCGUCGGCUGUACGACCGAUGUGAGGAGUUGGGCAAAGACGUCAGCGCCUCCGUUGUGCAAGGUGACUUCAUCAAGAAAAUCAUAAACAGCGUGGCGAGAUAUGAUGACAGAUAUAUUGGAGUACGCUCUAUUACAUCAAAGGGGUUUGAGACAGUUGCCCACGUUUUUGAACCUGAAAUUGCCUCACAAUUUACUCCAACCACGCCCUUCAACCCCUUGUUGCUGGACAACUUUUUGCUCAUAGCCGAAAUCCAGGCCAACAACCUGGGAGGUGUGACGCCUGACGAAAUAUACGUCGGCAACGGCUUCGAUGCCGCUACUGCUUAUACCAACGCCGAGGACUCAGAGCCCAGUACGAAAGGGCAUUGGGUUGGCCUCUAUAGCUUCGAUCAUCAGGAAAACGACGGCAUCCUGUGUGACAUCUUCAUCUUCUGUGCUGAGCGCAAAAUCCUUUCCAUGACAAUACUCGGCGCCAAGUUUCAGAAAAUUGCGAUUAGUUCUUUAAAACGUGCGCUCAAAACGAUCAACGGAGUUCCACAAACCUCAGGUGGCAGAACGCCAAGCAGCUCAAUCACGGAGUUUAUAAGCGGGGACGAUGCGAGCCCGUGUCUCCCAAUCCCCGGUGCAGAUAAACCAAUCUUUAUCAGAGAAGAUGAUUUCGGUUUCAUGACAACCAGUGGUCAUAUGGAUGAAGAGAACCACUUGAUCCCAGAAUACGACGUCAUUUCAGGCUCCUCUCGGUCCACAUCCUCUAGCCCUCCCAGUUUGGAAUCUCGAUCACAAGCCAUGGACACCGAGGAAAUCACAGAGGGAGCCGGUAGUGCCCUAUUCAACUUACUCUCAAACCAUUUGAACUAUCCCAAAGGUCUGUCUCCGGACACACCUUUGGGGGCACUUGGACUGGACUCACUGGUUGCGAUCCAACUUCAAUCAGACAUCGAACAGAUGUUUGGGAAGAAUUCACAACUUAUGGACAUCAACGAGAGUUCGACAUUCUCAACCCUCUUUCACACGAUCUUUCCACAGCAGCAGACUGAUCAAUUUGGGUUUGUACCUCUACACGACCAGACAGGCAAGGACAGGCUUGAGUCGGCCGUCCCGCUUCGGCUGGGAUACAGCCAUAUCAAGCAUGCGGCUCCCUCCUUUAACGAUUCGUUGGAUCGAUCAAAUACCCUAUUUAUUCGCCAAGUUCCGCAUGCUAUGGACGCCUUGAAACAAAACAUUUCCUCAACCAUCAAGGCUGCUGGGUUCCAUGACUUCUUUUCAGAUGUACAUCCAAGACAAAGAUCUCUGGUUCUAGCAUAUAUUGUGCAUGCUUUUCGGGAACUAGGGUGCGAUAUAAGGUCCCUUGAAGUGGGAGACGAACUCCCCUCCGUUCAAUUCAAGCCCAAGUACCAAAAUGUGAUGAAUCGCCUUUUCGACAUCCUAGGAAGCGAGGGUGUUAUUAAUGUUUUGAAUAAGCGUUACUUGGGUGGCCUGGCUUCGUUCCCGGAGAGGAGCGCGGAGGAUAUGCACAAGGCUAUUAUGAAUGACUACCCGAGCUACCAUCCAGAUCACAAGUUGUUACACACUACAGGAGCGCGCCUUGCAGACUGUAUUUCGGGCAAGGUAGAUCCUCUGCAGAUCCUCUUUCAAAACGCGACCUCGAUUAAACUCUUGGAAGAUGUCUAUGUUAAAUCACCCAUGUUUGGAACUGGCAAUCUGUUACUGGGCGAAUUCAUGAAUUGCCUCUUUUCUUACAACAAGACACCGGAUAGGCUAAACCACAUCCGUAUUCUGGAGAUUGGGGCAGGCACGGGAGCAACAACACAGCUCGUGGUAGAUCGACUACUGGCAUGUAACGUGGAUUUCACCUACACAUUUACUGAUGUCUCCGCUGCUCUCGUCGCCAGCGCAAGGGAGAAGCUUACUUCACGAUAUGGUCAGCAUCAGCGAUUUGACAUGGAGUUUGAGACGCUCAAUAUCGAGAAGGAGCCACCGGCAAGUUUUGCGCAAUCGUACGACCUGGUGAUCUCGGCAAACUGUAUUCACGCAACGCGAGACCUGCGAAAGUCCUGCAGCAAUAUAGAAAAACUGCUUCGAAAGGACGGGGGUGUGUUAUGCCUUUUGGAGCUAACACGACCACUAGAGUGGUUAGACUGUGUCUUUGGCUUGCUUGAUGGAUGGUGGCGUUUUGAUGACCACCGGACAUAUGCUCUAGCGGGGGAGCAGGAUUGGAAGACAAUUCUACUACAGUCGGGCUUUGGCCAUGUUGAUUGGACCGAUGAUGGUUCACGCGAAGCCCAGCAGCUGAGACUAAUUACGGCAUGGCGCUGA
Molecule: messenger RNA, 6546 nt
Organism: Metarhizium robertsii ARSEF 23
Lineage: Eukaryota; Fungi; Ascomycota; Sordariomycetes; Hypocreales; Clavicipitaceae
Product: BcPKS18, polyketide synthase
Exons: 2
Coding region: 1-6546 (2181 amino acids)
Biological process (GO): fatty acid biosynthetic process; secondary metabolite biosynthetic process
Molecular function (GO): 3-oxoacyl-[acyl-carrier-protein] synthase activity; fatty acid synthase activity
Source: RefSeq, a predicted model, not a curated record